Messenger RNA from Pogonomyrmex barbatus (red harvester ant), 585 nucleotides. RefSeq names its product organic cation transporter protein pseudogene. The record is from RefSeq and is a predicted model, not a curated record. Lineage: Eukaryota; Metazoa; Arthropoda; Insecta; Hymenoptera; Formicidae.
AUGACACCGAAGAAGGAGGCAUCAGUAAUUGCAUGCAAAAGCAAAUACGUGUACGACACGAGCGUGUAUUGUAAAAGUACAAUCCGAGACUUGGUCUGUGACAAGGCGUGGCUGAGAGCGACGGGGGACUCGCUGUUCAUGGAAGUCAUGCUUGGCUCGAUGAUAUUCGGCGGUUUGUCCGAUGAAUAUGGUCGUAGACCAACUUUUUUCCUGUCUUUAGUCAUACAGCUGGUCGGCGGUAUACUAGUUGCUGUCGCGUCCGAGUUUAUUUCCUAUGUAAUCUUCAGGUUAAUUGUUGGCUCAACCACCAGAGGGGUGUUCGUAAUAGCUUACAUCAUAGUUUUGGAGAUGAAAAAGCGAUUAGUAGUCGGAUGCCAAUUGUUUUUUACUACGGGAUAUAGUCUCACCGCUGCCUUUGCGUAUUUUAUUACUGACUGGAGGAUGUUGCAAGUAGCCAUCACAGUAUCGGAGCAUAGCGUUUCUACUUUAUUGAUGGCUUGUCAACAGUGGCACGCACUACACGAAAAAAAAGGAUUAGUUGCAGCAACAACAAUCUGUGUAUGUGAGACUAAAUUUCAAUCAUAA